Clupea harengus (Atlantic herring) is the source of this 1083-nucleotide messenger RNA. RefSeq names its product E3 ubiquitin/ISG15 ligase TRIM25-like. Lineage: Eukaryota; Metazoa; Chordata; Actinopteri; Clupeiformes; Clupeidae. Bases 40 to 1029 code for a protein of 329 amino acids. The transcript is spliced from 4 exons. The record is from RefSeq and is a predicted model, not a curated record. Gene Ontology annotation, molecular function: zinc ion binding.
GUGCCUGUGUGGUAGGUGAAACUCUCUUUUAGUCUGUGUAUGUGUGCCUGUGUGGUAGGUGACAUGGCCAGUGCUUCAGUGUUUCAGGAUGAGUUCUGCUGUUCUAUCUGUCUGGAUCUGCUGACGGACCCGGUGACUGUUCCCUGUGGACACAGUUUCUGUUUGAAGUGUAUUACGGGGUGCUGGGAUCAGGAUGACUAUAAGGGUGUUUACAGCUGCCCCCAGUGCAGAGAGACCUUUACUCCUAGGCCUGCACUGGGGAAAAAUACAUUGCUGGCUGAUGUUGUGGAGAAGCUGACGAAGACAGAAGUCCAGUCUGAUACCACGGCUCCUUCCAACACCGGACCAGACGAUGUGGAGUGUGAUUUCUGUACUGGGAGAAAACACAAAGCCAUUAAGUCGUGUCUAACAUGCCUGGUUUCAUAUUGUGAAGUUCACAUCCAGCCUCACUAUGAAGUGCCUCGCCUAAGCAAGCACAAGCUAGUGAAUGCCUCCUCACGGCUACAAGAGAAGAUCUGCUCACAACACGACAAGAUCAUUGAGGUGUUUUGUCGCACAGAUGAGAAGCUGAUCUGUAUUCUCUGUUCAAUGGACGACCACAACGGACACAAAACUGUCUCCGCUAUAGCAGAACGAACUGAGAAGCAGAAAAAGUUGUUGGAGAUGAAGAGUGAUAACCAGAUGCAGAUCCAGCAGAAGGAGAUGGAGGUGGAGGAGGUGAAGGGGGCUUUGAAGUCUCUGCAGGCCUCUGCACAAAAAGCUGAUGAGGACACCGAGAGGAUCUUCACUGAGCUGAUCAGCUUCAUGGAGAAAAAACGCUCUGAGGCGAAAGAGUCGAUCAGAGCUCAGGAGAAGGCAGAGGUGAGUCGAGCUGAAGGACUCCUGGAGCAGCUGGAGCUGGAGAUCGCUAAGCUAAAGAACAGAGAUGCUAAGAUGGAGCAACUCCAGCCAGUUGAGGACCCCAUUGAUUUCCUUCAGGUAACACUACUAGCCCUCUGGUCACCUACAGAGAGUCUUGACUCGCCAUAAUUAGAUGGGUUCUAUCAAGACCCUCUCUUGUCAUCAUACAGAAAAGACCUUGAA